Molecule: messenger RNA, 215 nt
Organism: Meloidogyne enterolobii
Lineage: Eukaryota; Metazoa; Nematoda; Chromadorea; Rhabditida; Meloidogynidae
Source: the annotation of a GenBank genome assembly
GGAAAAAUUACUCCCGAAAAAUCAACCCAUUUUCCCAAAAUUUAAAAAUGAAACACAUUAAGCUGCUCAUUCUAAUUAUUGUCUUCAUUUUGAUUAUUGGUGUAUCUGCAAAAAGACGUGGUUUUCCCACCAGAGCGAAUUGUCCACGUGGAAGUAUGGUUUAUGAACCUGGCGGAUGCUGCGUUUUUGCCGAUGGGACCAGAAAUUGUGGAUAA